Molecule: messenger RNA, 1292 nt
Organism: Marchantia polymorpha subsp. ruderalis
Lineage: Eukaryota; Viridiplantae; Streptophyta; Marchantiopsida; Marchantiales; Marchantiaceae
Source: the annotation of a GenBank genome assembly
AGUGCUCACAUUGAGAAGUUGAGAUUGUGACAAAUGAAUUCCAAGUAUUUUGAGAAGCUAUCUUGAAAACAUCAGGCAGUACUUGGUGUACGGUUCCCAGUUGUCCUUCCCGAGGGUUUCUAGUUUCAUUGCUGCGCCGGAGGCUAUUGCAACACAGUAGUAGAUUAUCGGACGGAGUCAGGAUUAAGUCGAGAUGUUAAACUGCUGUGAAAUCAUGCUCUAUGGAGGCUCACUCAACCUAAAGAGGAGAGAUUAGAGCAUAUGUGGCCUUCGAGCAGGAGAGCAGUUCAGAACGCAACUGCUGCCGCUAUCUCAGAGGUUGGAGCUCUGGGAAAUGUCGUUACAUAAACUACUGUAAGACAUGAGCUUCAGUGGCAGGAGGAUGGCUGUGCCAAUUGGUCUAAACAACGACAGCAUUUUAAGCUUCAUCAGUUUUUCUUGUACCUCUGCUGAAACGGUCUCGUUUUGCCCUCACAACAUUCACGUGAACCCGACAGAAGUCGCCUCUACCAGUCGACAAAAACCCUUCGACUAGAUCUUCUCUUGACCUGAGGCGGGCCACUAACUGAGCCAAAAACCGUCAGCCAGGCUUUGUCCAUGCCUCGUAAUUGGCGGACUUCGUGACUUUGUGAAGCACGGUUGGAACUGAUCUUCCACUAUAUCUGUCUAGUCCAGGAUCCAGGCAGUCUAUCUUACAUUGUUUGCUGAUCUUGAGGAGGGCAGAUCAUAUGUGCUGAUCCGAGCUUGUCAUUGACGAAAUGGGUCUGGGUCGUUGUGGCAAAGCUCUCCAGGGCUUCGUACAACAAUGAGUUCGAAGUACAGCGCAGUGGGAUUCCACUUUACAAGAAGAUUUGGAACGGGUUGAGUUGUUGACAGUCAUUGACUUUCGUCAUGGAGGAAGUUAAUACGUGCUCUGGCUCCGUACCACAAUUGACAAUCAAGUUGUGGCGUGAGGCUUCCGUGCAGUACACGGUGUUUAUUGAUUUCUAGGCAUUCACGAGGUCCAUCAUUGGGGGUGACUACAGAUCUGCGGACAUUCUAUAAAUCGGCAUAUUGUGUAAGCUCCAUCCAUCAAAAUCAUCAAGAGCUGUGUUGAAAUCUGUUGUGAGUUGUGUAGUGUGCAAGCUGAAUCCAGAGUGUCCUAAUUAUUCAAAGCGAUACUCAGUUUCGAAAGCACCUUCUUCGUUUCUGCAGGUUGAAUUAACUUACUAUUGCUAAUGCAGAGCUCCGGGCUAACGUUACGUAGCAACAACGUUAAUCAAUCUAUCUACUUGCUCAUUUAGUAUUCACGA